This is a messenger RNA of Saprolegnia parasitica CBS 223.65, 1629 nucleotides long. RefSeq lists its product as hypothetical. Gene Ontology annotation, cellular component: centrosome. The transcript has 12 exons. The record is from RefSeq and is a predicted model, not a curated record. NCBI's taxonomy places the organism in Eukaryota, Oomycota, Saprolegniomycetes, Saprolegniales, Saprolegniaceae. Bases 1 to 1620 code for a protein of 539 amino acids.
AUGGAGGCCAAGAGCAUGGAAGCGUCGGGGACCAUGUGCUUCCAUGGCAUCGAGUACUCGGUCGAGAUAUGGGUCCAACGCGAUGAGCUCCAUGUCCAGGUCGAGGAAGAGAGCCUCAAGGCGACGGCCGACGUCGAUCGAUGGGGUGGCGCCUUCCCGCCAUACAUUGAAGAGCUCACGAAGAAGACGGGCAACUUUAAGCGCUUCUACACCUUUGUCAACAUGCUCGUCUCCGCCUUGAACCACAAGAGCGACUCGGUCUUCAUUGACCUCCUCACGUACUCGGACUUGGAACUCUACCGGAAGCGCAAGUUGGGCAAGUCCUCGGCCGAAGCUCCACCGGCAGCGGCGCUUCAUGCGACCAACAAGCGCUACCUUAUCCUGACCUACGCGGUCGAGUUCGACCGCGUACAUUACCCGCUGCCGCUCCUGUACAUUGAGCAGCCCACGCCCGACAUUCUGCAAAAAACGAUCCUGCGCCUCAAGCAGGCGCUCACGGACGCCAAGGUCGACGGUGGUGUCCCCGACAAGCAGCUCACGGCGCUGCAAGACGAGAACACGUCGCUUCGGCUCCAGAUCAAGCAGCUGCAAGCCCUGCACGACGCAGCUAAAGUCCCAUCGUCCGAUAUCAUCGAGCUCAAGGCGCAGAUCGAGUUGCUCGAACGGCAGCAUUCCCGGGACGACGUCGAGGCUUUGGAGCAGCGCUAUGGGCAGCGGAUACGUCAGCUGGAGAAAGACGUUGAGCGCGAACGGGCCGACCACCACCGUCUUGUGCUGCAAUUGGAGCGACAACUCGAGGACGAGCAAACCAAAGCAGGUGCCGCCGAGACAGAGUUGCGGGAGUUGCAGCUGAAGAACCGAGAACUCAUGCGCCAGCUCGCCGUGGCGCGGACCAAAUCGACGCCGCAUCGAGACCGCCCACAGGCCGCGACGACGGCGCCGCAGAAGCCCCGUCCGCGCAGCACCACCGUGUCGUCGCGGCCAUCGAGUGGCCACGACAGCAGUGACGGGGCGCGCAAGCCUCGCUACACGGCGCCCGCCGCAGCAACCACGUUCAAGCGCUUUGACCCGACAGCAUACCACCUGGAACGCCAAGCCAAGCUCCGCGCCCGAUCGCAGUCGCCGCAGCCGCCAUCGCGGUCGUCGUCGGCGCCGCGCCAACCCAUCAUGAGCGGGUACUCGUCCGACUCGUCGGCAGGGUACCAGUCGGGCGGAUCCAAUGCCUCUCGACGGCCACGGCCGCGCAGCCGCCAGGGCUCCACCGAGCGCCAGCGGGAUGCGGAUGCGCGGCUCGCGUCGCCACGGUGGAGCGCGUCGACCAAGGCGCCUCUCGCCGUCUCGAGCCGCCGGUCGCCGUCGCCGACCGUCCCCCGCAAGGCGACGACGCCACUUAGAGGGUCGCGCGCCCCGGCCAAGACGACAGCCCCCAAGCCACCGGCACGGUCAAAGCCCACGGUACUCCUCCCAGCGGUCCCGACGACGCCACAGUACCUCUACGACGACGACGAGAGCGACACGGAAGCGCCGUCGACGUUCACCGACAUUGACAAUCGGCUCAACGCGCUCCAGCAGUUUCUGCGCGAUGCCAAGACGCACCAGCCAAAGCUCGGGAGGAAAUAAUUACAGGAC